Molecule: messenger RNA, 990 nt
Organism: Nematolebias whitei (Rio pearlfish)
Lineage: Eukaryota; Metazoa; Chordata; Actinopteri; Cyprinodontiformes; Rivulidae
Gene: ltap1
Product: chromosome 5 C1orf43 homolog
Exons: 7
Coding region: 196-990 (264 amino acids)
Biological process (GO): phagocytosis
Source: RefSeq, a predicted model, not a curated record
CACGGAAGUCAACAAGGAGUUGCGGAAUGUAGCAGCAAUGAGCUCUUUUAUCGACCGUUGUAGGUUUUUAUGUUUUUUUUUUAACACGUGUGUGAUGUGUUUUAGAAACGGUAACAUAAACUAAUCGUUAUGUUUACAGAAUAUAACUUUAGACGCUCUGAGAGCAGAAAUGUUUAGCCUGUUGAUCUUAUAAGAAUGCACAACAACUUCAUAGUUAUGGAGGAAAACGAGGGAAUUCUCUCGAGCGUCAACGUGAUCCUUGUAAUGGCUUACGGGAGUUUGGUGUUUGUUUUGCUGUUCAUCUUUGUCAAAAGACAAAUUAUGCGUCUUGCCAUGAAGUCUCGAAGAGGACCGCACGUUCCCCUCGGCCACAACGCACCUAAGGAACUGAAACAACUAAUUGAAGCCAAACUGAGCCAAGUUCAGAAAAUCCACUUUGAGCCUCGCUUGUUGUCUCCAGAUGAUGACCGACUGCAGCAGAGAGAAGAUCCUGGUUUCAAUGAUUACCUGUACAGGAUGAAAGCACUGGACGCGGUCAGAGACACUGAUUUUCCUUUUUGUGAACUGGGCGGGACAUCCACGGCUGUGACUGGGAAACGAUUUCGGACCUGGCUGCUGCAGCUACGAAACUCCCACUGCGCGCUCGGAGACAGCCUGAGCUCUCUUGUUGACACGGUGUUGGACGGCUACAACAAAGCUCGUCAUAGUGCCGAGGUGUUUGGAGAAGCAGAAUUUAUAAAAUACCGGGAAGCUCUCACCGAGCUGGCCUCCAUGGUGAAGUCUCGAAGCAGCACUUUGAGCCAACACCACCAGUCUGCGGCCAAAGACCUGACCAACGCUGCAGAGCCUGCGAGCGCCUCCUCCCCCUCCGCCUCCUCCUCCCCCACCUACCUCACGUCAGCUCUGCAGCAGCGCAGCAAGAAGCCCAGGCACUUCCUGGAGCUCAAGAACUUUAAGGACAACUACAACACUCUGGAUAGCACUCUCUGA